AUGGGUGCCAGUGAAAGCAGUCCGAGAACCAUUGAACGACAAGAGAUCAAGCUCAGCAAUACACCGUUUCAGCGAGUUCAAAGGAUCUCAAGAAGGAAAAAUGGGAAAUUGUUGCAAGGAAUCCUCUUUGAAAGCUCGAUCGCUUAUGGAAAUGAGUGCCGAAACGCGAUACAGUACUUGAAACGAUUUCGACAUCCAGACAUUUUGAAAGUUUUGGCUCAAAAAGAUCUACCAGAUGGAUCGAUUUUGGUUGAAGAUGCAGAGCCGCUUUGCUCGAAGAGUUUCACUGAGUUUGGUCUAUCUCAAAUUCAAAGUGGAUUGUGCUCAAUUGGAAAUGCGCUUCUAUUUCUUCACGAAUCUGCCGGCAUUUCCCAUAACAAUCUUUGCACGGCGACGAUUUUCGUUCGAUCGAAUGGAAGCUUUGCGUUAGCUGGUUUCGAGUAUGCGAUCGAGUUAUCGAAAGAGCCGCAACCCCGACAACGCCUUCAAACUGACGCUUUUUUAGGUGUACAGAAAGAGACAAAUGGUUCUUUACGAGAUGCUUAUUUAUUUGGACAACUUAUUCAAGAGAUUUCUAAAGAAUUUGAAUUACCGGAGAAUCUGAUGGAGUUAUCGGAUGGAUUGUGUCAAGCAGAUGCUGCUGAGAGAUUUUCAAUAAAAGAUGCUCUUGCUCAUCCAGCUAUGCAGAACGAUCUGGCCACAAUAUUAGAUAAACUCGUCAACUUCUCGGUUCUUCAAAUUAAAGAGAAAGAAGAAUUCAUUCAAUCAUUGCCAAAUCGUCUUGAUGCUCUCGAUGCAACCUCAGCUGGUUCUCUUCUCUCCAAACCGCUUCUUUCAAGACCAGUGAUGUUCUUUGAGGAAUCGCAUAAAACACUAUAUCCUCGAUUUUUUAAACCAAAAACAUCAGCUUCUAAUGGAAUUUUACCCAGCGAGAUUUACAUCAAAUAUGCUCUUCCAGAGAUUUUGUAUAUUUGGCGUGUUCGAGAUAUUGCUGUGAGAUUACCGCUGUUGAAAUAUUUACCACUUUAUAUUGAAAUCGUUUCGAGAAAUCAUUUGGAGAAAACGAUUCUACCGGAGAUUCAUGCUGGUGUCGAAGAUCAAAAUCUUGAACUAGUUGCUUCAAGCUAUGAAGGCUUAGCCACCUGUGUUCGCGUUCUCGGCCCAGCCACAGUCACUGGGACAUCGCAGAAAAAACUCUUCAAAGAUAGCACACCAAUACAGAGAGCUGAUUAUUCCAAUGGUUAUCUUGAGCCAAAAAUCAUUGCUUACAAGGAACAAGAAGUUGAAUCAAACUUUCAUAGCCCUCAAGCACCAUCCUCUUCAGCUGUCUUUAGUGGAAGUGAAGAAGAACCAAAUGAUGAAUGGAAUGAGGAUUGGGGAGAAGAUGAGAAGAAAUCGAAUGAAGAAUCAAUCCAAUCAUCCGAAAUUCAAACAAUCCCACAAAUCCCUGCUCUGGACACAAAUCGAAACAGGUUGCAACACCAAUCAACAAAACAACUAGAUAUUGUUGAUGUGAAAGAAAUUCAAGUAAAAUCUGCUGAAGAGGAUUUUUUUGCCGACAUGGCUCCGGAGAUCAAAACAGAGGGAACAUUGAUCGAUCGAUUGCUCAAAGAACAAGAAGAACGAUCGAAACUGAAUAACGAUGCACCAGUUGAGAAGAAGAAGUCGAGCAUUCUUUUCUCACUCUCCGAAGAUACGAACACCGAGAAUGAUCAUUCAGCUGCUUGGGACGAUGAUUUAAACCUAGAUCCACCGCAAGAAAUCGAUGAAAAAGAAUCAAUCGCUUCU
This is a messenger RNA of Mesorhabditis belari, 1788 nucleotides long. The record is from the annotation of a GenBank genome assembly. Lineage: Eukaryota; Metazoa; Nematoda; Chromadorea; Rhabditida; Rhabditidae.